AUGGCGGCGGCGGGAGGCUCGGCUAGCUCGCUCGCUCGCUCCCUCGGCGCUCGGCCCGUCGGCGCCCGCGCCCGCGCCCGCUGCGGCCUCCACAGGAAGUGCCGGCGGCCGGCCUCGCUUCUCGUCCGCGGCUCCAGCGGCUGCCACCGGUACACCCCAGCGCCCAGUGGUGGGACAGGGAGGCCGGGAGUCUCCCCGCAAGACACCAUGGAAAAGUACCAGAUUUUGGACUGGCUGAAUCCUGGGGCCUUGGGGGUGAACCUUCUGGUGGAGGAGACAAAAACCAAAGUAAAGCACGUGAUAAAGCAGGUGGAGUGCAUUGACGAGCAUCAGGCCAACGAGGCCCUGGAGGAGUUGGUGCCGCUGCUGAAGCUUCAGCAUGCCCACGUCUCCGUCUACCAGGAGCUCUUCAUCGUGUGGAACAGUGAGAUCUCCUCUCUGUUCCUUUGCCUGGUGACGGAGUUCCACGAGGGAAGCUUCCAGGAUGUCAUUGAGAAGAAGAGGGCAGCAAAGAGGGUCACUGACUCCCAGUGGAUGCAGAAGAUGCUGGGCCAGGUGUUGAAUGCGCUGGAGUACCUGCACCAGCUGGACAUUAUCCACAGGAACCUCAAGCCCUCCAACAUCGCCCUGGUUAGCAGCGACCACUGCAAACUGCAGGACCUGAGCUCCAACGCACUCAUGAGCGACGUAGCCAAGUGGAAUGUCCGUGCAGAGGAAGACCCCUUUCACAAGUCCUGGAUGGCCCCCGAAGCUCUCAACUUCUCCUUCAGCCAGAAAUCUGACAUCUGGUCCCUGGGCUGCAUCAUUCUCGACAUGGCCGGCUGCUCCUUCCUGGAUAGCACGGAAGCCAUGCUUCUGCGGAAGUCCAUCCGGAGUUCCCCCGACGGCCUGAGGGGUGUCCUGAGGACCAUGGAGGAGAGGAGGGUCCCCGAUGCGAAAAUCUUCAGUUCCCUUUUGCCUCUGAUGCUCCAGGCCGACCCGUCGGAGCGAAUAACCACCAGGGACGUGAUUCACUUCACGUUUGUGAGCAGCGACUUCAGGUCCUCCAGCGGUGCCCUGAUGCUGCACCGGCAGGUGGUGCCCGAGUCCAUCAUCGACAUGCUGCUAGAAAGCAACGUCGCCAGCAUCUUAGAGGUCAUGCAGAGCUUCUCCAGCCACCCCGAAGUCCAGCAGAGGGCCAUGAAGAGGCUCCUGAGAAUGUCUGAAGAUCAGCAAGGUGUGCCGUGGCCAGCGGAGCUGGUGGAGGUGUUGAUCGGCAUCAUGAAGCAGCACGAGAGGAUCCUUGACAUACAGCUGUGUGCCUCCUCCCUGCUGCUCCGCACCCUGGGCCAAGCACUGGGGCAGGACCCGGCGGCCACGGUGCCGAGCGACAGCGCCAUCACCCCCGCGCUGCUGAGCGUCCUGCGGAGCCACCCCGAAGAGCAGCAGCUCCUGGUCACGGUCUACGGCCUGCUCACCAUCGUCGCCAGCCAGGGUGGGUGCCGCCCUCCCGUGGGCGCAGGGCUCAGGCGGGCGGCGCAGGGCCCGCCCCGAGGGGACAGCUGCUCCGUCCCCAGCUUCCAGGUUCACAGUCACGUGUCCCUCUGUCAACAUGCACGGGCACCGGCCAGGCGCCACCAUGGGCUUCACGCCGACGUGUUUCAGGUUCCAGCCCUUGCUGCCCCACCGGCCCCGCUCAGCCCCGCUCCACAGAGGCCACCAGCAAGUGGCCGAGGGACGGUGUGGGGAGAGGGUCACCACCGAGGGCUUCACACACGUUCCCCUCCUCCAGCCACUAACCGGGUGGGCAUCGCUCUCUCCAAAGGGAAGCUGGGGCCUCACCUGGAGCCCCGCGGCCCCCAGCCCACCCUACACUCACCAGACAAUCUACCAUAUUUCAUUGACCCCGCGCCGAGGAGUGAAAAGGGCGGCCAUGAAUUCCAAGGCCCACCUACAGGAGCGGCCACAGAUGAGCUGCAGAGGGCCGGGCUGUGUGAGCACAUCCUGGAGCACCUGGACACCUUCCCCAGGAACAGGGACAUCUGCAUCAACGGCCUGAGCCUGCUCUGGGCCCUGCUGGUGGAUGCUGCCAUCGUGAACAAGGCCCCCUUGGAGAGAGCCCCGGCCCUCAUUGCUGAGGUGCUGGCCACCUACCCCACGGACGCGGAGAUGGCUGAGGCCGGCUGUGCGGUCCUGUGGCUGCUGUCCUUGCUGGGCUGCAUAAAGGAGCAGCAGUUGGAAGAGGUGGUGGUGCUUCUCCUGCAGAACAUCCGGGUGCGCCAGGACCGGGUCCUGCUGGUGAACCACGCCUACUGGGCGCUGGCCAGCCUCGCGAAGCUGUCUGAGCUGGCGGCCCUGCAGGUGGUGAUGCCCGAGGAGGGCGGCAGCGGCCUCACCCUCAUCCAGGAGACGUACCAGCUCCACCAGGAUGACCCGGAGGUGGUGGAGAGCAUCUGCAUGCUGCUGGCCCACCUCGCCUCCUACAAGGAGAUCCUGCCGGAGCUGGUGUCCAGCGGCAUCCGGCCCCUGGUCGAGGAGAUCCACAGGCGCUUCACCUCCAGCCUGGUGAGUGUCAGGGGCCGCCUCAGCCAGCCCUGGGUGGCCCAGAGCCCAGGGGCCGGACGAGCGGUUUGUGUGCAGGCGACUGCCGCGUGAGUGGCUUUAAGAGGCUCUCCCUGUACCGCCC
Messenger RNA from Balaenoptera musculus (blue whale), 2665 nucleotides. It is a transcript of the gene STKLD1, whose product is annotated as serine/threonine kinase like domain containing 1. The transcript has 19 exons. Lineage: Eukaryota; Metazoa; Chordata; Mammalia; Artiodactyla; Balaenopteridae. Gene Ontology annotation, molecular function: ATP binding; protein serine/threonine kinase activity. Gene Ontology annotation, biological process: protein phosphorylation. The coding region runs from base 1 to 2634 and encodes 877 amino acids. The record is from RefSeq and is a predicted model, not a curated record.